Molecule: messenger RNA, 1814 nt
Organism: Daldinia caldariorum
Lineage: Eukaryota; Fungi; Ascomycota; Sordariomycetes; Xylariales; Hypoxylaceae
Product: Clavaminate synthase-like protein
Exons: 1
Coding region: 137-1720 (527 amino acids)
Biological process (GO): carnitine biosynthetic process
Cellular component (GO): mitochondrion
Molecular function (GO): oxidoreductase activity
Source: RefSeq, a predicted model, not a curated record
AUGUAACAUCCUCCCAUAUAUUAACUUAACUUAUCUUACCCGUUUUUUUUCCUUGAUGAUAUCUCAAGUGAGCAAGUUUCCCUUUUGGUUAUAUCUCACCCUUAGCUCAUAGUCAGCCAUACACUUCAUAACCAAUAUGCUACGGCGUUUACUAAAUUCUAAAGGUUUCCAAAUACGUUCUGGAGGGACCAGUUCAAGUCCUGGUACUUGCCAGGCCAUUGCAAAUAGAGUAAACGAACGCUCUAUUUCACUAAGCUGUAAACAUCAGGUUGGAUUCCAGGUGACGACAUCUCAGUCUCGUCAAUGCAGCACGGCAGCGAGAGGCUAUAUUCCAUCGCCUAGGAGUCGACCUUCAUCAUGCCGAACUCGGAUUGGGCUUAAAAGAGGGUUUGCAAGUCAAGCAACGCCGCACGAAAAUCCUUGGAUUAAGAUGAAGGAUGAGAGCACAAUACAAUUUGGCGACCCAGACAAGAUACCACUAAUUUUGGAUCGACACUGGCUACGCGACUCCUGCCAGUGUAAUUUAUGUGUGAACCCAGACUCUGGACAAAAAAACUUCAGCACUUGCGAUGUCCCAACCUAUCUUCCCAUAAAGGAGAUUCACCCGACCGAAGAAGGCGGGCUUGAUGUCGUUUGGGAAAUGGAUUUCCUAUCAUCAGGCGACCAUGUAUCCCACUACACGGCUGCUCAAGUUAACUCCACACAACCUGAAUAUGCGCUACCCGGAAUGACAUUAUGGGACACUCGUAGGUUUGAGAAGGACCGCCUCGUUAUUGACUAUAAGGACUGGAUGGCAGGUGAGCGUGGGUUUCUCUCUGGAUUACAUCGACUUCAUACCCAUGGACUAAUCUUCAUACGCAACGUACCAUCGUCCGAGGAGUCCGUCAUAUCUAUCGCCACCAAGUUUGGGAACCUACAAGAAACAUUCUACGGAAGGACUUGGGAUGUACGCUCUAAGCCCCGCGCAGAAAACGUGGCGUAUACAAAUGAAUUUCUCGGACUGCAUCAAGACCUGAUGUACAUGAAAGACCCGCCUCGUUUGCAACUUCUGCACUGCCUCGAGAACACGUGCGAGGGCGGCGAGUCCAUGUUCAGCGACGGCUCUCGGGCAGCCCAUUUAAUGGAACUUGGGCCGCGCAAGCAGUUUGAACAUCUGUGCAAUAGAAAUAUCAAAUACCAGUACAAAAAGAACGGGCACCAUUACCAGCAAUCGCGACCCGUUAUCGAACAGUCAAGGGGCCAGCUCCUUGUGUCCUGGUCCCCGCCAUUCCAAGCUAGCAACCAGCGCAUAGCCAAGACUAGACCGGGCCACGAAAAUUACCGCAAAUGGCUCCAGGCGGCGACCGUGUUUCGGCAUCUCCUAGAAGAUAAGCAAUGGAUGUAUCAGCACAGGAUGGAGCCUGGCGAGUGCGUCAUCUUUGAUAACCAACGCGUUCUCCAUGGCCGGAGACAGUUCGACACUUCGUCAGGGAGCAGAUGGCUGAAAGGAGCGUACAUCGGAGAUGAGGUGUUCCGAAGCAAGCUGGUCAACUUAAAUAAGGAGUUGUUAGCGUUAGGUGUAGGAAACGAGCUUGCCUUUUUAUACCAGGCUUCUCUCAUCAACUAUACGUAUAAGAUUUGGAACCAAGAUGAGACGCUGAACCGGAUGAAGCAGCUUGGAGCUGACACGGCAAUGAGAGGUUAUACUGAUGAGAAUGGCUUUACGAUCUGGUACUCGUAAGCCUAUGUAGAUGACUACGUCAGAUACCUAUAGAUAGUAAGAAUUGUUAGAUUAGCAUUAAGUUAGCAAAAUAAUCAUCACUUAUAUCCCGCUA